Paramecium octaurelia is the source of this 2961-nucleotide messenger RNA. The record is from the annotation of a GenBank genome assembly. Lineage: Eukaryota; Ciliophora; Oligohymenophorea; Peniculida; Parameciidae.
AAUUAUUCUGCAAAUAUCCGAUUUAAAUGGAUAAGCCAAACCCAUAAUUUAAGCAGUCUUAAAUCUAGUUUCCAAAUUAAAGUAAUUAGAACUAAUAACCUUUCGCACAACCAAGGGGAGCAAUUAAUAAUGUAAAUGGUUUAAAUAACUUAGUAAUAGCAGUCUGGAAUAUCUGCACCAUCAGGAAUACCUGCACCUUAAUUAAAUAGAGCACCUUAAGGGUAGUAGGGGGUCGCGUAACCUAAUUUUAACGUAUUGAAUGCUUAUCAACCAAUUACUCUUCGUAAGUGUUAUAUUUAUUUCUAUUAGCAUCUACUAGUCCAGUUUAAUUUGUAUAAAUUAACGAGUCAGAACUAAGUAUUUUUAUAACAUUAUUUAAGAUACCAAAAUUGAAUAGAAAGAAAGUUUAGUUGAAUAAUUAAAUUAGAAGGCUAAUUAGGUGAAUUAAACCCUCUUUAAUGAUCGUAUUGAAGUAAACGAUUUAAAUACGAAACUGGAGACAAUGGAAUAAGAAUUAAAAGAACUUAGAUAAAGUAAUAGAAAUCUUGAGGAGGAAAAUUUUUAAUAAAAAUUCCAAAAAGAUAAUGAAAUAGCUCAACUUAUAAAAAAUAUAAAAUAAUCUAAUAAGGAAAAAUAGUAGCUUUAGAUUGAAAUUAAAUAAAAAUAGGACCAUUAUUUAAUAUAAGAAUAGUUGAUUCAAAAUAAUAAUAAACAAAAUGAAAUCUAAGAGAAAAAUCUACAAAUGUAAUAAGUAGAAAUAAUUAAAUUGGAAACUGAAAAUAAAGCAAUAGAAUAGUAGUUAAGUAAGUUAUCACUCUAGUAGAAGAAUACGGAUGUAAUGGAUAAAUAUGAAUCCUUAUAGAAAUAAUUAUUAACUUUAGAUCAGGAAAUUUUAAAGAAACAAGAGGAAAUAAAGGAACAAGAAGAAAAAAGGAGAACACUUAAAUAAAAUAUGUUUUCCAAAGAUCAAACUAUUGGAAUGAUGAGAGAUCAAAAAAAGAAGAUUGAUAAAAAAAGUAAAAAUAGUCAAGAAGAUAUUGAGCAAUUUAAAUUAGAAGUUAGCAGAUAAGAAAAUAGUCUUUAAGGAAAAUCUAGAAUAAUUUAAUAAUAAGAAGAAUUACUUAGUCAAGGUAAAUUUGAAUUACCAAAUGAUUACUAAAAGUUACAACACAAUGAUCAAAUGCUUGUGAGAUAGAUUAAAGAUAAUUCUUUUGAGGCAAAAUAAUAAGAGAAAACAAAUUCUAAAUUAAUGAUGAACCAAAAAAAGCAAGAGCAGGCUAAAUUAGAAGAACUUGAUAAAUAGGCAAGGGCUAAAUAACUUUAGGAAUUACAACAAAAGUUUUAAUCAUCUCAUGGAUUACUUGAAAUAUGUUUUUUAAUUGAUUGCACUGGGUAUUCAAAAUAUUCAUAAUAUAUAGAUCCAUGGAUCCUUACAAAAAGCAGGCAGAGUUAUGCGUUUUAUUAAGUAUGCUCUCAGUCAAAAAAUAAACUCAAAGAGACACUUUAUGGUCCCUUAUUUGCUACUAGGAUAAAGCUGAACUAAGAAAACUAGGGGCUUAUUAGUAAUUGUAAUUUACUGAUCAACCUGAAGAAGUAGUAAACUAUUUGUAAUCCAUUAAAUGUGAAGGAGGUGGUGAUGCUCCUGAAGAUUUAGAUGGAGCCAUGAGGCAAAUGAUCAAAAAUCUUAAGUGGAGAACUUAAUUCAGAAUUGCUAUGUUAAUUUGUGAUGCUCCUUGUCAUGGAACAAAAUUCCAUGAUUUUGAAAGAAACAGAGAUGAUUACCCUGAUGAUGAUUUGACUGGAGCUGUUGAAUAAAUGAUUUAGAAUGACAUCUUCUUCAUUGGAGUCCUUUUUACUGGACACACAAAUAAAAUGUUUACAUAAAUUAGAAAUAUCUAUCGACAACACGAUAAAGAAGAAUACUAUUUCCAUUAUGAUUUACGAAAUGCAUAACCAGAUAGGAUUUUUGAAGAACUUGUAGGAGUUUUGACAAAAGUGUCCUAAACUGCCACUUAAACUAAUGUAAGAGGCACCAAAGUAAAAAAUCGUGGCAAAGUACCCAUCGAAAAUCCUGGUACUAAAGGAAAUAAGGAAGAGUAGAAUCCUGUUGAAGUUCUUUGCAUUCUCCUAGUAAGAGAACAACCAAAUUAAAAUGAUUUUGUUCUUGAAACUUUUAGAGUCUUUAGAAUAGAAUUUAGCGAUUAAGCAUUCAAUUAGAAAUACUUAGAAAUCUAGACUAUAGGAGUUAAUGAUUUCAAGUAAAUUGAAGAAGGUUAAUGGUCAUGUCUCAGGUCAAAAGAUCCAUUUGCUCAAGGUGCUAUGAAAUCAGCAUAUUUGAUGAUAAGAGCACAUUAGAAUGCCACAAAAUAGAAGGAACUUUAUGUUUGCAAGACUCCUAAUGAUUUAAAGCCUUUUAAAACAUUUUAAAGUGCAGUCCAAGAGUGUUUGACACAUUUAAUUACUUAGAAAUGGAUGAAGAAGUUCAAUCGUGAUUUAGAUGAUGCCAUAGCCAAAAAGAAUAUCAAAAAACGAUAUCCUUAAGUAAUAUAUUCAGAUCUCCUAAUAUUUGUGGAUGCUAGGGGUAAUUAAUUGUAUUGAAAAUAGGUAAUCAUUGGAUUGCAGAGAGAUAUUUUGAAGGCGAGUUUGUUAAAUAUAAUAAUAAUUACGGGUAUAUAAAUAAAGAGAACACUGAUUUAAACAAAAUUGCAAAUUCCUUUUCUGUUUAUUCUUUUGUUAAGAGUAACUUUAAUUAUCUAAUAUGCGACAUUUAAGGUGUAAAGUGUUGCUUUACUGAUCCAGCCAUAUGCACUAUGAAAAGUAAGCUAUUCAUUCUAAUUAUGAGAUCACAAACUUGAACCAACAGACUUAGGUUAAGAUGGAAUUGCAUAAUUCCAAGUUUCCUUCAAUUUAGUCAAAGACACUUGUAAAGAGGUUCUACAAAUUCUAGACAUUAAUGUUUGA